This is a messenger RNA of Caenorhabditis auriculariae, 18870 nucleotides long. The record is from the annotation of a GenBank genome assembly. Lineage: Eukaryota; Metazoa; Nematoda; Chromadorea; Rhabditida; Rhabditidae.
AUGUCGAAAUUCAUGAAGCGCGUUCAACAUGAUGAGGUUUGUGAGUGUAAAAGGGAGGAAACAAUAUUUGAUUAAGAAUAAAAGUUGUCAUAACGCCCCUUUAUCAAAUAAGCCUGAACUAAUAUCGGAUGCUACGCGCGAGUUUUCCUUUUGCAAAGAGUACUGUAGGUAAAAUUCCGCACUUGGCGUGUUUGAACAUUGCGCGUUGUCCUCCGCUUUUUCCAUUUCAUUUUAAAAUUUUUCGUUCUUUUUCAUGAUGAAAUUAUCUUACUCAACGGUUUCCCAAAGCUGUAAUUCAUUUCGAUGAGAUUUAGAACGAAAAUGAAAAAAAAAAAUGCGGAAAUGAUAAACGCGCAAUGUGCAAACACCGAAGGUGCACACUAAUAAUGCGGACUUUGACAUACAGUACUCUUCGGGAGAAGAAAAAUCGCCCUUGUCGUAGCAAUAUGCAGGGUAAGUAAUUGUUGAAAAAAAGAUCAGGGCCGGGCGGCGUAAAUCUUACGACUACGGUGGUUUUUGAUCAGCCCAGGACCCGUUUUUGGAUUACAAGGCUCAACCUUCAGAGAUAUCUCAAUUUUUUCGGAAAGAUUUAUUCAACAAAUAAACUAACUUAGUUUACGAACGUUUCAGGAACUAUUAUCUUGAAAUUGAAAAUCCUCAAAGUGAAAAAAAUAAUUUUGAGUAUGCGAUAGUGCGUCUCGGUGUGUUUACACUUUAAGCAGCAUAAUUUACGAAAAGUUCUGACUUGCGUAUUAAAAAAACGUCGUAAGCACCUUUAACCGCGCAGAAACAGUCUGCGCUUAAUUAAAUCGUAGUGUCAAUGGGAAAUAGAGGCCUGCAGGCUGAAUGUAGCACAACGAGCAGUAGGACGAAGGAAGAGCCGAACGGACAGCCGGAGGACUCGGCCGAGGAGCCCGACCCUUACGCCAACCUCUCCGACUACUACGCCAACCAUCCUUGCGCCGCCAACCAACGUUAGUUUUUCCAAUAACCUCUGGGGCUUUUUUUUAAUUUUAAAGAAACUUCAUAUUGAAUUUUAGUUAUAUUAUAUAGUGGGUUGAAAGAUCUAAGCAGUAUCGAAGUUUUGUAACCUUUUUUCCUCCAUAUUUCAUCUUUUGAAGAAUUCAAUUCCUUGAAAUAGGCUGUCUUUUUAUUUAUUCGGAUCUCGAUCACACGAAUUCUUUUUUUGUUUUUUAAAUUUUGAAACACUUCAGGAAAUGUAAAAGCAUGAACAAAAAUCAUCAUUCUGUCGGCCUUCUGACAUUUUUUCCAUAUCGUUAGCUUUCAGCCUAUGUACCGCCUUACGAUGUGAAGGAAGAGCCGCUGGAACCUCCAGAAGUUGAGGUUCGUUUUCUUGGAGAACAUAGAAAUUUUUUAUUUUAGAAGAUGAAAAAAUAUUAAUAUUUUGGUGCUCACACGUUGAAAAUUAAUAACUUGUGGGAGAGUGAAUUUUUUAACUGUACGAAAAAGAGGAAAUGAGAAUAUGUGUAGAUUAUAAUCGUCAAUCCCAACCGCUCUAUCUUUUUACGACAGUUGACCAGGUUUCAAAAAGGCUCAAAUUCCAACCGUUCAACCGUUGAAAAAAUUUUUUUUCGCUGAAUUUUCAGCCCUUCGACCGUUGAAAAAUAAAAUUUGGGUUGAAAUCAACCGCUAAACCGUUGAAAAAACUUUUUGUGUUGAAAUUUCAACCAGUUAACCGCUAAAAGGAAAAAUUUGGGUUGAAAUUGCAACAGCUAAACCGUUGAAAAUAGUUUCGGGCUGAAUUUCAAAAAUUUCGAAAUUUACUUUUCAAAAUCAACAUUUGAAAUCAAAAAAUUCAAUUUUUGAUCUUGACGACUAGAUGCAUCGAUAUGUGAGGAAUUCGGAAAGUAUAAAUGUCUUCGAUUCAAACUGCAAACUAAAGAAAAAGUACCUCGAAAACAGCUCGACCAUUGAUUUGAGGAGGAUGAAGCUGAGGCGUCUCCGGCGGCGCCUUUCGUUCCGCCUUCACAACGCGACGACGCCCCUUUAGCCGCUAUAUUGCAUCCUUCAUUAGAUUCCAUAGACCCUAGGUUUCCUGGUCAUUCCUUGUCCCAAAAACUCUCUCGUUUGCAGAAAAUUUUUCAAUGAUUUCAAGCCAGACGGAGUGUUACGGUUUUCGCGGCUUUUCGCUUCGAAUAUCAAGCCUUCGUCACGGUCCGAAAUUUGGUGGCCCAGCAAGACAUUUCACAAGCGAGUUGCGGCCAGCGAGGAGGAAAAGGUGCAGCCUUCCUCAUUGAUCCCAAAAGUCUUUCAAGUGAAAAAUUUCAGAAAUCUUCCGGCGCCCCCGAGAAAAAAAGGUUGAAACUUCUUGUUUCCGACAAACCAGGUGCAGAUGAUUUGCAGUUUGAUGAAGAGGUGAGGUAAUUUUUGGCUUUCCUGAAUUUCAAUGAAAAUAAUUACGAAAUCACGAUGAUGGCUUUAGAAACAUUGGCUUUUUUCUCCAGAGGAGCUAAUUUUUGUGAAAAAAAAACUCUUCUAAGUUAUAACCUUUUAAAAUGUACUGUCGAAGGAAGUCGUCAUAAAAAAAUAUAUUGGAUAAAAAUACUAUUUUUUUCAUACUCUUUCACUUUCUUUUCCUAAAAAGGUUUAUCUCAUUUAUAAAAAAACGAAAAAAAUUGUCUGGAAAUUUUUAGAACACUGCCGAGGAUAUUUUUACAUUGAAAACUGGAGGCGCGCUGAUUCGUUUUUUUUUUCUUGAUUUUUCGAUUUUAUCAAAUCAAUCAAAUCAAAAUGUUUAUUUCUCACACACAAGUGCUAAAUUUCACGAAAUAGAUGUAGGGAGAGUUUGGGAACAUAUGUUUGGGAACAACAAACAUGAACAAUUUUGUAAAACGAAACUUACUAAAAUUGUAUCCUUUUUUGCAAAUUUCAACUUUUUUCAAAAAUUUUUGAAAGUGUGAAAAUCAGGAAAUUUUCGAACAGCAUCUUUUUCGAUUUUUCAUAACACUAGGGAAGUUUCCGACGAAUCUCUGUCUGAUUUUUUUUUUCUCGGUGAAUUCUUCUUUUUGAAUAUUUUUAUAUAAAGUAGUUAGUUGAUUCAUGAUUAAAACACAAAACAAUAGAAAAAAAAAAUGGUAAUUGAUGUUUUUUUAACCGAAAAUGUAAGAGAAAAAAUUCGGAAAUGGGUUCGUCGGAACCUUCUCCCUCGGAAAGCUCCCUAGCGUUAUGAAAAAAUCGGAAAAGUCGCCGUUCGAAUUUUCGCUGUCUUCUUUUUUCAUACCACCAAUUGUUUGUAUGUAUUCUUACCAGGUCCUGCAAGUAAUUUCUGACUAGAAAAUAAUGUUUUUUGUAGCUGGAGAUGAUGCGGCCGAUGACGCUGUCCGAAGUGCGGGACUUCACGAAAAGAAGUCAGGAAGAAGCCCAAGAAGAACUCGUGCCGCCCUGGAGGUUCGGUCCGGCCAAAUUCUGGUUUGUUUUGUUUUGUUUUCAUCGUUCGUCAUUUUGAUUCAUUUCAAAGGUACGAUAUGAUGAACGUUCCAUCAACUUCUUCAACAGCUGACUACGGACUCAAGAUAGGGGUGGGUAUCAAAUAUAAAAAUCAUUCCCCUUUUCAAAGGCGAUUUCAGUAAAAAUUAGUUUUGAUUUCACCGUUUUAGAUCUUUGCUUCCAUCCCAAAAAAAAAAUCCAUUUUUCCAUUUUUCCCAUCGUUUCUUCAAUUCCUUUUUUACGAAAACCGUUGACAAGAUACCGUCAAAAAUUGUUAUUUUAAUGCCUUGUUUUCAAAAAUUCAACGAGCCUCAUGAUAAGCCUGAUUAAAAAAAAAAGUUAAAAACCUUUUUGAAAUACUGCAGAUGGGAAAAUUUUGAAAAUGGAUAAUGAUUUUUUAGACUUGAAAAAGUAAAAUUAUGAACUUUCCAUCCUCACCCUAUUCUGAUUCGAAAUGAUUGCUUACUAGGGAACUACUCGGGCUUGGGUACGCGGAUCGAGCUCAAACUUUAGGGGUUUGUAGACCUAAGUGAGAAUACUUGAAAACAAGAGAGAAUAUCUGCUAAACCCGAUAGCGAACAGAGAAAAAAUUAGUAGAAAAUGUGAAAAUUAGGCUUGAAAAUUUUCAGAAUACUGUUUUUUACCUUAUUUCAUAUUUUAAUACCUUGAAUGAUCCGGCUAUGAUAAACUCUAAAAAACUUUUUUCCAGUCAAAAAAACGAGGAAAGCAAAUAUUUGAUAAUUUUCAAGCCUAAAUUGUUCAUUUUCAAUGAGCUUUUUCUCAAAAGCCUAUGGGGUUUAGCAGAUAAUCUCUCUUGUUUUCAAGUACUCUUACCCGGGUCUAUGAGCCACCAAAGUUUCAACUCGAAACGCGUACCCGAGUCCGAAUAGUUCCCUAGUUAGUGUGUGCAUUUUUUUCAAACGGGUGUUUGAGGGAAAACAGUUGAUGAAAUAAAGUGUUUAUUUUGCUCACAGACAGAUUUGUGGCAGAUCUGUUCUUAUUAUUUAGAGGCUUGACUCAUGCGGAAAAUCAAAAGAUUCAAUUUUCAGCAGGAAAAAAGAGAAAAUAUAUGGUUUUUACUGACUAGGAAACAUUUUUCACUGCCUGAAAUGGCGCUUUUUUGUCACGAUUUGCGUAUUUUGAAGCAAAAGUUGAAGCUUCAUAACUCGAAAACUUGACCUCUAGUGAAUUAAAAGUUACAGACUCCGUAAACAAGUUCAUGAAAAAUUCUUAAAAAGUUUUUUUAUUCCAGAUAUCGAAAAGAUGCGCGGAGAAAAAACAGGACAGCGAGUGCAGCGGAUACGUGGAAGUCGUGGAGAAGAGCUGUGGCACUUUCGACGACCUCAUCAGUCCCUCGAACAUUAUGGAGUGGGAGAAGACCAUCGUGUUGGAUGGUGAAGACGUCAGAGAGAAGGUUCAUCCUUUUUCUCAUUUUUCUCCUGCAAAAAAAAAUUAAAAAAAAUAUUCCCUCAAAUUUUCAGAUGAAAGUUUCUCAUUUUGUCUUUAAAUAAAUGAAAAAAUCACGUUUUUACCAGAUAAUGAAGGUUUUUUUUUGUGGGUAGACUCAUAGAAGUGGGGCCAAUUUGAGGCGCCGUUCAUGUUUUUGGAUAAUAUUUUUAAAAAAAUAAUCGAAAAAACGGUUUCUCCAUGUAGCAACGUACUGAGUAUAGCUUUUGCAUGGCUGUGGCAGGAAUUAGACAAAAUAGAAAAUUUCUGAGUGUGAAGGUAUGAUAUAAUGAUGAGGACAUAUGAAAACGCCGCUUGAGGGUUACCAAAAGGUUUCGUACUUUUUUCUUUGUGUCCAGAUUCCAAUUCCAACCACCUCUGUAAAAGGAGAGUCUGGUUAAAUCUCGGAAUAAUCAAACCAGAGAUUCUUGGAACGGCUAAUGAAUAAUCUAUUGGUGGAACAAAUUAAAAAAUAAAUAAAAAUGUAUUCAUAUCAUUGAGUAAUAAAUCUUCUAAAAGUGUUGCCCCGGUCUUGUCAGCGGCUCUGUUGAGAGAAAUAAGACUAAAAAAACAAUUUAAAAAAAAAAGGUCAGACAAGCAAAAGAAGAAAAGGAAGGACCUCUAACAGAACUUAUUACAAAGAAAGAAUGUAAAGGACAUUUUUCCAGUUACUCGACACCUUAACCGGUGACAGAGCGCAGAGCUGCGACUGGAUCCCGACGCAGUACACACGCACCUACGAGCACUUUGUCUACGCAGGUAGGCUCAAAAUCGUCUCCUGAAGGCUUGGAUCGAGAGUUUUGAGCGAAUAACUCGGCAUUCGAGAAGAUGUUUGAGCCGAGCGGCGUCUACGCCCAAGUUCCGAUCAACCUUGUCCCGGCCAACGGUUGGUUCCUCGUCCUUGGGCGAACCCGAAGAGCUCGCUGUUCUCAGAUCAGUUGAUGGAACCCACGCCGACGCACACCAUCUUCGCCUCGGCACUUCCGGAGCUCGACCAAUACAACUGGGAGGAGGACCUCAUCUGGGAUCCGGACCACAUGUCUGCUAUUCCAGGUUCCAUUCCUCCCUUUUUUCCAGCCUCUAUCGUUGAUUCAGAGCCGAAAGUGUUAAUGGUCGACUUUCACGACGACCCAUUGAUUUUCGGCAUGCCGGAGGACCGAAGGCCGGAUGAUCCCGCCAACGGACAGCACGGCAAAGCUUUCGAUCGCAAGGUUAUUCUUACGACUUUUGUCGAUAGUUUCGUCAAAGCGAUUUUUUUAGUUGUCAAUGAUUCAUUAUCAAUGAAAAUUAGAUCUAAAGUGCUUUUCAGGGAUUUUUUGUGGCUUAAAAUGAUUCAAGUUAGGUCAUUUCAUCUAAAAAUCAACCUGAAAAAUGUUUUUUUUUUUCGAGAGAGAGAGAGUGUCCUCAAAACGGUACUUUUUAUGUGUUUCUACUUUUACAUGGUUAAUUAUUCAUCGAAAUUAGAUAUAUUCAUUACAUUUCAGGGAUUUUUUUGUGGCUUCUAAUGGAUCAAGUCAGGUCAUUCAAAUAAAAUUCAACAUGAAAAAAAAUUUUUUUUUGGUUUCUCGAAAAUUUCUUCAAAUCGGUACUUUUUUUGUGUUUCUAGUUUUUCCAUGGUUAAUUGUUCAUCUAACUAAUAUAUACAGUACUUUUCAGAAAUUUUUUUGUGGCUUAUAAUAAAUCAAGUAAGGUUAUUUCAGCUAAAGUUAAACCUGAACAAAAUUUAUGUUUUGUGAAAUUUCCCUAAAAGUUCGUUUAUAUUAAUAUCAUGCUGUUAUCUAACUUUGAAACGUAUGCUCUUCAAACUCUAAGGAUUUCAAGGUUGGGACUUGCUGAAAUUUCUUGUCCUAUACAACAAAAAUCAGGUUUAAAAAAGUCUCAAACGAAAAAAAAACCUUCUUUUCAAAUGUUCUCGGAUAGAUAUAGAGAAGGCAAUUUCGCGUUUUAAAUGAGAAAAGCUCUCAAUUUCUUGUAAUUGCUCUGAUAAGGAUUUUUUGCAGUUCACCAAAAAGUCAAAGAUGAUCCUCGGCCAGGUGCAACAGCGGCAGAAACAGGAGGAGGAAGAGCAGGUCUCUCUUGCUUGAGUAUCAUCCGCUCAAAUGCGCCUUCUUUCAGAUGGAGAGCUCCAUGGCGCAGUUCACCGACAAGGACCCGUUCAAUCUGAGCAACGACGACUACUACGUUCCGAAGGCUGCCAACAAGUCUGCUGCAUGUUCCGAAGCACAGGAUUCUAAGAGUUCUUUCAGAACACUGUCCGGAAAUUCCAUGUUGAUCCAACAUUCGACGCCUGCCCAGAACAUCCACCGGACUUUCUUCCCGACCCAUCUCAAUCCCUUCAAACUCCGUCAUUGGCAUCGGUGAUCCGUCCCGUUUUUCGUGAUGUUCGCAAUAAUGUCCUUCCAGGAUACCACUCUCCCGGCGUUUACUUCGUCUUUUUCUUUCGAACCGGUUCAUGUCUAUUCAAAAUAUCAAUCGGCACGUGGCGAAGAUGAACGAGGUUUUGUUUUUUCAAAAGAUUCAUUUUUUUUUCUAUCCUAAUUUUGCUUUUUUUUUUCCCAUAACUUUCUUCAAUGGCUUUUAGUAGUUCGUUGAUUCUCAAGCAAAAUCAGUAUAUAAUGUACAAGAAGGUAGAGAAAAAAUAGCAAAAAAACCCGAAAUAAAUUGAUAAAAGGCAAUUGAGGCCCUCAAGAGCCUCUGAGCCAGCGGGGCUUCGAAAUGAGUUUGGUAACAAAAAUGAGAUUUUUCGAAAAUCUUAACGCCAUUAAAUAGUUUUUUUCACCUCAUUCUGAAGGUCUACUCGAAGCUUUUCAACAUUCUGCCCUUCUGAAGCGAAUUUCGAAAUUAUCACCCGUCUAAAGAGUGAGAGAGAGACGAAAAGUUGUAAACAGCGUCAUUUAGCGUGCUUUCCACUAUCAAAAGCAGAAAUUUUUCAAAUUUCAGAAAUAAAUAGAAAAAGCUUCAUAUUUAAGUGAAAGGUUGAAAAAGAAUAAAAAAGAAUUUUUGGGAAAAACCAUAUCUCAAAAGCUAGAAGUUCGCGCAGGUAGGGACCAUAAAGGAUCUUUUUCUAGAUCUUCAGAGAGUGUUUGAGCAAAUUUGUAGACAAUUCCAAACCGCAAAGAAAAGAACCCCCUUGUGAGGCCAUAAAACUUCGUGAAGGUCGUGAUUGAAAGCCGAGUUGCAGAUACGGGAAAAAAUGAAGGCGGCAGAAGGGGGCGGGGACAUUUUCUUCAUGAGAGACGUCGCGGAUCUGAGUGGUCGAGACGGCGACCUCGUGCUCAUAGAGUACAGCGAGGAACAUCCCUCGGUCCUCAGUCAGCCUGGAAUGGCCGGCAAAAUGCGAAACUAUUACAAACGAGUUUGUUUUUGGCCAGACUUUUGCUCCAACAAAUACCUCAUUUUCAGAAGCCUGGCAACGAUGUCGAACCAGACUUCGAUUUCGGAGAAAUGGCCUUUUCGCACCACGUUCCAUUUUUGGGACAGCUGCAGCCCGGUCAAGCCAUUCAGAGCAUCGAGAACAACUUGUACAGAGCUCCCAUUUACCGUCACCAGCCGUUGUCAACGGAUUUCCUUCUUAUUCGGAGGAAAGCCAGGUGAUUGAAAUCAAGCUUGACUUGCGAGAAAAAAACGAAGUUAUAAAUGGUGAAAGAGCAUAAGAGAAAAAGGCGGGAAUACGGAAGGAGUUGCAAGAAAAAAAGGCCUGCCGGUAGUUUGAGAAACGGAUUGAAAAGCGGUAGUUUCAUGAAUUUUUCGUUUUGUUCCCUAAUUGAACAUUUUAAAGCCAAGCUAUAAGUUUUCAAGGUUUCCUACACACGGCGUUAUUUUUUUUCAGUACGCUAGUCGAAAUUUUCCGUGAAUUCUGGUGCUUAGAGUGUGAACGCCGACACGCAUUAUCGCAUACUCCGAACUUUUUCUUUUCAAUUUAAAAUUUAAAAUUUUAAGAUGAUAUUUCCUGAAACUCACGAAAACUUCUCUAUUCGAAGAAUAUGAUGUUAAAAAAACAUUUUAACACGCUAAAAAAAUACAAUGCAGCGAUCUUGAAAGGGAAAAAGUAUAAUACAAAAAGAAUAACAGAAAAUGUUUUUUUCUGGUGGGUUGCAUCGCGUCAAAUAAUUAAUGAAAAUAUAGAAGAUUUUUAAAUAUGCAAAAAUUUGAGAAGAGUUCCGUGAAAAAUGAAUAAAAACUAGAAAAUCUCGAUUAACAGAUAGAGGAGAAAACUGAGAAGCCUUGGCUGGCCAAAUGUUUAAUUUAGUUUGAAAAAUCAUCAAAAAAAAAUAGAAAAAAUGAUGUCAUACAAAUAAAUUAUAUAAUAAUACUGCCAUGUUCACUUCAAUUUGACUCACGGAACCGGUUUUACUCUACGUGAAAGUAACUUGAUAAUGGCUAUAACCCAACAGAAAGACGUCAAAAGAAUAUUCAUUAUUAAAAAAGCUAAAUAUUUGUACUUGUUUGAAGUCUUCAGUAAGUCUAGAAAUAUAUUCGGUCUGUGAGUCUGUUCGUUAGAAAACGGGUCCUGCACAGACCAAAACUACCGUAGUCGUAUUGAGAUAAAUUCUGAAUCAAAUUGAAAAUUCUGCCUCUUGUGAACACAGUUGAAGCCGACGAUGUUUCAGCUGGUACAUCCGACCUUGUCCCUCGCUGUUUGUGGCAGGUCAGCAGUGUCCUCUGUACGAAGUGCCGAGUCCCAAUUCGAAACGCGCCACUGUUUUCGUCCGCGACUUCUUGUUGGCUUUCAUCUACAGGCUCUUCUGGGCUAGCGAACACUCUCCUCGAAGGCUCAAAAUGGAAGACAUCAAGGUCUUUCAGCAACGAAAUAUAAUGUCAACGGAAUUAUUUGCAGCUCGCCUUUCCUCAUUACGCUGAGAGCAGUGUACGAAAGCGUCUGAAGCAGUGUUCCGACUUCAAACGGCUAGGCCAGGGACCCGAUCAGAACUACUGGGUCAGUUUAUUUGUAGAAAAAGUUAUAGUCCGAAAGUUCUAUCAUUUUUUUUUCCUGUCUUCUCCAAUAAAAUAGGAAAUACAAGGUCUGGACUUGCAAAUUUGCUUUUCGAGUUUGCUGUAUAGAGAAUAUUAAAAAUUAAAAUUAUAUCCUAAUUUUUUUUUUGGAUUAAAGUGAGUUCGAAUUUCGAAAAGCUGUGCGUAGUUUAAAAAGCCAAAUGAAACAGAUUUAUUCCUACGACCUUAGGAAUCCCAAAGUGGUCUCUAAAGGGUGAAAUUAAGGUAGGACCUAUAGGGGUUUAGGAUCUGACCCCUUAGCCCUCAAGUGGGCACUAUAGGGGUCUCUCAAUUUUAUUUAAAAAACGCUUAUUUGUUCAGUUCUCCCAUGGAAAUGCUUCAUCGCUUUACCUUGGUUGAAGUUCAUAACAAUUAUUGACUAGCUUGUCCCCUAAAGGGACCACUUUUACAAGCUUUAGUGGCUCCUAUACUGGUUGGUGAAGAGGUUCCUAGAGAAGACCCUCUAAGGGUCCCUAUAGUGACCAUUCUGGAGUUCCUAAGAUUAUCAAAGUUCGUUUUGAGGGUCGAGAAAAUUUUUUUUCCAUAUACCAUACCCAAAUCUAACUGUCACGCUGUAGAGUGAGAAAGGAAGGUUUAACAUCAGAGAUCUCAUUAAAAUCCACUUACAAGUACUAGUUCAGAUCUUACGGCCCGAGUUUCGGCUGCCGACAAAAGAAGAAGUUUUGGCGAUGGUGACGCCGGAGAUGUGCUGCGUGCAAUACAGCAUGUUGGCCGCCGAGCAGCGCCUCAAAGUUUUUCUUUGAUUUUUUCCUUUCUUCUAAGUGUUGAUUCAAGGACGCCGGCUACGGAGAAAAGUACUUCUUCACUCCGGAGAACGAGGAAGAUUCGGACGACCAGGUCACCAUUGAAGACGAGGUCGGUUCGCACAUACGGAUCAUUUUGUCGUGUUUCAAGCGGAUCUAGAUUUCCGAUUCAUUGAACCGCCUUUCCUUUUUGUGUCAGAGAUCUUCGCUCUCAGCCUCAGAUUACAGAUAAAAUGCGCUCCGUGGAACACGACAAGGGCUUUUCUCUCUUCGAUGCGCGACAAGUGCCUGCUGGACCAAAGCGGAAUCGCGGACCCCACAGGCUGCGGCCAGGGCUUCUCCUACGUUCGCGUUUCACAGAAGCCGCAUCGCGAAGACGCGCCGCCCGUUCCCAAGCGACUCGUCACUGGAACCAACGCCGACCUCCGCAAGCUGCCGCUCAAGGAGGCCAAGGAGAUCUGUCGGGAGUACGGCGUCAAGGAGGAGGAGGUCUCCAAUUUUUCUCUUCUACAGUUUGGCGGUUCAAUAUCGUUUUUUUUUUUCAUCGAUUUCAUAAUCCUCUAUCUCAUUUACUUCUUUUUUACACUAAGCUCUUCAUGUGAAGGAUUAGUAGUUUUAGAUCACUCUUAAAAAAAUUUAUCAAAAAAAAUGCAGGAAGCACUUCAUUUAGACUUAAAAACAUAAUUUUUUUUACUUUUAGGGGUUUCGGUAUCAAUAUAUAAUCAGGAAAGAAGGAAAGCCCUUCGUAUACUUUCAUACUGAAUCCACUCGAGUACUUUGAAAAUAUUAUGCAAUCAAAGUUUUGACAUCGGGCUCUUUAAGUCCAGGAUGGCAAUGAUUGGCCCGGGCCAAGUCAUUACUCUGUUUCAUUCUCAAUCAAGUCAAUUUUUCUCCCAAACCAUAUUGAAUAAAGGAGAGUUAAUCAAGCAUUAUUUUUAAAAAAAACUUUCAAAAAGGAAAUUGAACUUUCAGUACUUUGUAAUAAUGAACAGUGACUAUUUCAUGUAUAUUCUCUUACUAGGGAGAAAAUUUUAUUUUGCGGUCGGGAUUUUCCUCAAAAAUAUCCAGAACACUCCUUGUGGUAACAAGAGAAGAUCCUGAAUGUCUCAACCCGUGAAGUUUUCUAGAAAUGAGGACUCAAAGCCCGAAAACAGCCUAGUUCAACGGUUUUUUGAGUGUUUUUUUUUUGACUUUGAGGUGUCAUUUUGCGAAAAUUAAUAAUUUUUGCUGGUUGAGCUUUUCAGGAUCUUUUGAUAUCUCAAGGAUUUUUCAGGCCAAUUUUCAGGCGAGUCCCAAACACGAAGUAAAAUGAACUUCCUUGUUGAAAUUUUCCGGCUUGAGAAUUUCUCUAAAGGUUCACCGCCUUCUGUUUUUGCAGAUAAACGCCCUAACUCGUUGGGAAAUCAUCGAUGUGAUUCGGACGCUGUCCACCCAAGCGGCCAAAGCAAAGUCUGAAAACGGCGAAGGCAACUUCAAAACAUGUCGAAUCAAUUUUGAUUCUCGGGUUUUUAGUUUCUGGAAUGGCUCGUUUUGCACGCGGAAACACGCGUUUCAACUCUGCAGAUAUGCAGGACAAGUACAAGCGUCACUGUCAGCGGAUAUUCGACCUUCAAAAUCAGUUCGUUUUCGGUCUCAAGGACUUUCUCAUUAUGGAUUCAAAUAGUAAAAAAGGGUUUUAAGAAUAUUCUAAAAAAAGUCGACAGUAUCGCUGUGAUCCGUCUCCAUACUUUGUUUGUAGAACCCUCGCAAAUCCUGAAGCUCUUUCGACAGAUGACGACACAUCGGGAGAAGAUUCUGAUAACGAAGAACUAGCAAAUCGGCUCGAAAACAUGCUUCAAGCCAAUAAAGGUUGGCGCCAUCUUUUGAUUACCCAAUGAAGGUUAAUUUCAUAGGUAAAAAGCAAAUAUCGAUGUCUGAGAAGGCCCGAAUGGAGUACGAGAACGAGGAAAGGGAACGUAAAGACCUCAAAAGGAUGAUCCACGGAGACUCUGUCAAGACGGAGAACAAGGAAAAGAAGGAGGCAACGGCCGAAGAGAGGAAAAGUUCGUCUGGCAACCUCCUAUUUUGUCUUUCCCUAUUUUUCAUAUUUAAAAAACCGUCCAAACACUUCUUGAGGUUUCUGUGUGUCUUUAGGUAGACGAGAGCAUAUAAUUGGUUUAGUCUUUAUAAAAUGCAGGAAAGUAUUGUUUUUGAGGGGCGCUAGAGACUCUUUAGUUUUCUCCAAAGCUCAAAAACUUACCGAAUUCUUAUUCUUUUCCUCAGAACACAACUUCAAAAAUAAGAAAAACUAUCAAUUUCAGACGCUUCCAAAUUUGGCGAAGACGUCGCGAUGUCGGCGUCCAAGAUUUCUGGCAUCACAGCCAACCAAAAGCUGAAAAUCUAUCGGACUGUGAAGAACUCGGACGGAACCGAAACGGUUAGCCGCGCGAUGUUUUUUUGGAAUCGUGGAGGUUUGAGACGCGGACGGAAGUGGUGACGCGACCGCAGCUGAUCGAGGCCUACACGAGGAUCCGAAUGACCCGCGACGACACGUUCAUCCAGGUCUACGCGCAGAUGGACGAGCAGUACAAGGAGGUUGGAUCAUUUCUAUACCACAAGUGACUUCUAAUCAACUGGGUUCUUAACUACGCGGAGAUCUGAGGUGUAGAAGUAAUGUUCAUAGGUGAAAAAACAAGAUUUUCUGAGUCCAUUCUAAUGAUGAUAAUAAUUUAUUCAUCCACAAGGUGAAAAGAAUACGUAAGUUAGAACUGGUUUUAGAUCAACCUCAUGAGUGACUUCACCGGAUAGCUGUUUCACCUUUUUAUUCCGACUAAUUUGGAAAGGGAAAAUUUGGGUCAAUUUUAGGAGACAUCCUGGUCAUCUGGGGACUUCUCAGCCUUAAAAAGACUUACUAGGAAUAUUUUUUUUCCCGGGUACUGUAGGACCUCCUGAUUGCAGAAAAAAGAAAAAUUCUCGCAAUACAUCUGAUUUUCGAGUUGAAACGUUUCAAAAAUUUGAGUAGCGCUUUUUUGUCAGAUUCGGGGGCUUGAAAAUGGUUGAAAACCGUUCCCUAGUUAGAAUUAAGUUCAUAGAGUCGUAUUUGAAAAUUUUUAUACUUUAAGUUUGCGAAAGUGCUCAGUUCUUUUCGAGGCCUUUUUCUGCUUUGUUUAGUUCUAAAAUUUUCGAAAAAAAAAAAGUAAAAAACGGAUUUUUCAUUGCAGGAAAAACGAAAAGAGAAACGCCGCCUGCAAGACCAACUACGGCGAAUCAAACGGAACGAGAUGAAAGCGGCGAGUGGACAGCCACCGAAACCGGAGAAAAAGCCGGUGCCGAUCAAGCCAAACCUGAUCAAAAUGCGGUGCAGUGCCUGCCAAGGCACAGGCCACAUGAAGACCAACAAAAACUGUCCGCUCUACGGCAAAGAUCCGCUCACAACACCUCUCAAGGAGCUCAACGUCGGUUUCGUGGAUGACUGCUCGAAUUAACUCUCUUGCAGAUGUCCGGAGCUUCUGACAUGGAUGAGUCGACGUUUGAAGCCGCAGCUUCUGAAGACAGCGCCAAGAAAUCCGCCAAGAAGACCCUCUUCACUCCCAACCACACUAGUGGCAUCAAGAAACUCAAGUUUGUGUUCCUUUUUCAUAUAAUUGAAGGAUUGAGCUGUUUACGGUAGAGAAAAGACCAAGUUGUGCACAUUGAGACUUUCAGGUUCAUAAGAAAUCAAGUAAGAUUUUUGCCGACUUCCCGACAAUACCGCAUCAUAGUAACACGGCGUUUUUUCAGUACGCCAGUCGAAACUUUCCGUGAAAUAUGGUGCUUAGGGUGUAAACACCGAGACGCUUUAUCGCAUACUCCAAACUUUUUCUUUUCAAUUUUAAAAUUUAAAAUUUUUGAGCCAAUAGCUCUUGAAAUUCACGAAAACAAAUUUAUUUGAAGAAUUUGAUGUUUGAAAAUAUUCGAACACGCUGAAAAAAAUAUAUAGCAGCGACUUUGAAAGGGAGAAAUUCUAAACAGCUGAUUACAAGAAUAACAGAAAAGAUUGUUCUAUUAGGUUGCUUUGGGUCAGAAAAUCAAAAAUAUGAAUAAUUUUGAAAUAAACCAAAAUUUGAGAAGAAUACCGUAAAAAAUGAAUAAUUUUUCAAACCACAGAAAUUUUGCUUCAGAAACUUGAUUAACAGAUAAAAAGCGAAAACUGGAAAACCUUGGUUGACGAAAGUUUAAUAUAUUUUGUAAAACUAGCAAAAACUAGAAAAAGUAAUGUAAUUCUAAGUACUUAUGUAAUGAAUCUUCAAACUGCCAUGUGCAAUUCAAUUUGGCUCCAAAUUACACGAAACCGAUCAGGAUAACGCUGUCGCGCGUGGACUCGAGCGCCGACGAUGGUCAUUCUCCGCCACCGACGAUGAUGUCAGAAGACGUCGACGAGGACGAGGCGGACAGUUUCCAUGACAUGUCGGCCACCUCGGCUGCGGCAGUCCGAGGCUCAGUCAGGUCGACGAGCAACGGCGGUCCGAAGCGUCGCCUGUCGAUGAUGCCAGAGGAAGACUACCUCCAGGGACCCGCCAAGAGCGUCCAACGACUUCGGGCCGAUCCCAAGGUAGAAAUCUUCUCGGUUCUUCCUCCACUCGGAAUCUUCUAGGUGACCAUGAGUAGCAUGCUGACGGAGAUCGUCAACGAGCUCAAGACCAUCAACGGCGCCGACCAUCAUCUUCUUCCUGUCAACGCUCGGAAGGUAGUAUCUUCCAUCAGCGUUAUAUAAUUUUCUUUGUAAAUCUUUUCCAUUUUCAAAAGAGAUUCAAAAAAAAACUGUGGUCAACUCUGACUGUGAAAUGGUGCAAGAUAUUCCCUUUUUUUGUUCUGACUAGGGAACUACUCGGACUCGGGUACGGGUUUCGAGUUGAAACUUCAGUGGUUUAUAGACCCAAGUCAGAAUACUUAAAAAAAAAGAGAAAAUAUCUUAACCGAUAGAGAACUGUGAUAAAAUUCGUAGAAAAUUAGGCCUGAAAUUUUUCAGAAUACUGCUUUUUACCCUAUUUUUAUAUUUUUAAUACAAUCAACUUGGAUGAUCCCCUAUAAUUAAAACUAAAAAAAGCUUUUUUUCCAGUCAAAAGGAGGAGGAAAGCAAAUAUUUGAUAAUUUUUUUAAGCCUAAACUGUUUAUUUUUCAAAAAAAGCUUUUUUUCUCAAAAGCCUAUGGGGUUUAGCAGAUAAUCUCUCUUGUUUCCAUGUACUCUUACCCGGGUUUAUAAGCCACCAAAGUUUCCACUCGAAACGCGUACCCGAGUCCAAGUAGUUUCCUAAGGAGUAGUCUCCAUUUUAGGCUCAAAACGAGUUAUAAAGGCCAGAAAUGAAAUGAUUGAAAAGCUUUUUAUUUGGAAUCAAUUGAAUGAACCUGAAAUAUCUUACCUACAAUUUCAGGUUCCUGACUACCACGACAUUGUCAAGCAGCCGAUGGAUUUGCAGAAGAUCAAAAUCAACAUUUCUGAUCAACGUUACGAGCUUCGUAAAGUUUUCCUCGAGGUAUAACUUUCCUAAUUCUCUCGGCUAACAUCUGAGUUGCCUUCCAGGAUGUGAAAAAGAUGUUGGACAACUCUCGACUUUACAACGGCGACAAUCACGUCAUAACUGAAGCGGCGCGUCAGAUGUUCGAACUGGCCUGCAAACGCGUCGUCGAACGGGAGGAGAAGUUCAUAAAUCUCGAGAAACAGAUUAAUCCCCUCCUCGACGACAACGACUCGUCAGUUUUCAAUCGGAAAACAAAUGAGCAACAGAAAUGUCUUUUGAAGAGUCGGAUUCUCUCAUCUUCUCUGCGAAAUCGUCCAAAAAUGCAAGAACAUCCCCAAGUCGGUCGUUUUCCACUCGAAAGUCGACGCUCGCAAGGUUUCAUUUACUUUUUCUUGGAGUUUAUGAUAACCCCUUUACUACCCGUUUGCCUCAACAUGGAAGCUUUUGAUCGCACGUAGAAUUUGUCGACGGCUGCAACCGACCAAAUCUUACUUGCGCGUGGGGAACUUGAACAUCGUUACAAAAAGAUAUUGCUUUUUGGUACAUCUAACCGCGAAGUUUUGAAUUAUACGUGCGAUGGGUAAGUUUCGAAGCCGCGUCUAUAGCUGAUUCACGGGCGGCUUGAGCCAUCAAAAAAGGGUCCUGACAUGAUAAUAAAAGAGAUAGUGUGUGGCUGGCGUAAAGCGCAGACAGGCCACGCCCCUUUAGCGUCUCAAGCUAGCCGUGAAUCGGCUAUAAGUAAAAUCCAAACGGAACAAUUAUUUUGUUACACCAAAAAAAAGGGAAUUGAAAACCGAUACAUUAAUAAAAAAUUCCGAAAAUUCCCGUGCAACCCAAAAAAAUAAUAAUUUUUCCAAAUUUAUCAGUCUUCUGGCUUUAAAGCGAGUCCUUUCGAAUACCCCCUUAAUUUCUUUCAGGUGCCAAACUACUACGAUAGAAUAAAGCGGCCGAUGGACUUGGGAACGAUAGAAAUGAACGCCAAACAGCGACAAUACACGACGGUGGCGGCCUUUCGAGCGGACGUCGAACAGGUUGCGAAAUGAUACGAGUCAGUUGAGAGAAGUAUUUUCUCAGAUCUUCCUCAACUCCGAACAGUUCAAUGGCCCGGCCGAAGUCAACUCCUACACUGCCAAGGCUCUUGAAAUCCUGCGCAUGACGGAUUCUUUGAUUGCCGAGAAGCGCAUUCAGGUUUUUUCCCUUGCCUGGAAACAUUAAAAGUAUAAAUUUAUCACAGCUUCAUAAAAAGCUCUUCCUAUUUUAUUAACUAGGAAAUCCAUUCGCUGCUCCAAAUCAUAUCAAAAACAAUCAAAUUUUUUUUGAAAAAAAUCAAUCGGUUUUUCGCGGCCGGGGAACAAGGACUAUAUACCCUCGAAAAAUCAGCUCAAUCGGAGACAUUGAAAUUUUCGACAUUUGAGGGUCCAUAACUUUUUUCACAGGCCUCAAAGGCAGUUUUCGAGACCAGGUUUGGAAUCAGCGUGAAAAACUACAAAAAGUAAACUUGGUCCCAUUUAGAAGUCCCACUGCGAAUGGUGACCAUUUCCCAAAAUAUGAAUUCAUAAAAUUUUUCUUAAUAUUUAUUGGAAGAAAUAAACUUUUGAGACUAGGGCUUAUGUAGGUUAUUUAGAACAGCUCUGAAAAAAAGAGAUCCUGAAAAAUUUAUUUGAUGCUUUUUCUUGUAGCCCAUUCCUAUACGCUUUCAUCCAAAAAGUUUUUUUUUUCUCUAAGACCUGAAACAGAAAAUCUUGAACUCAACUCUUUAGAGAAAGCUCCCCAAAAAUAUUCAAAAGCCAUUUUCAGCUCGCCGAGCUCGAGGCCAACAUCAACCACAUUCCGCUCAACGAAAUCGACCAGAAAGACUACAACAAGGACUAUGAAUCGGACGAUGAACUCGCUUAUAGCAACGGUUUGCUCUGAAAAUGUAAGAAAAAAACUUGGAAUUUUCCUCUUUCCAGACCGAGAAGAACUCAACGACGUUGAUAUGAGCGAACACGUUGACGAUGAAGAAAUUGGUUAGUUCUCAUCGCAUCUUCAGUAGAACUUAAAAAAAGAGCAGUCUUAAAAGAAACUAUUCUACUGUUUUGACAUGAAAUAUAGCUUGAUUGACUUUGCAUAGUUAAUCAGUUGAUUUUCCAGAUAUUUGGCCGGAGGAUGAAGAAGGAAUGGACAUGAGCGACUCCAGGAUGGCCACAUCCGGACAGGUCCAACAUUUUCUCAUUCACUCGCUUGUUCAUUUUUGUUCUGUUCAUAUUUGAGUCGUCUGUUUCUUUUCACCAGAUGAAGAUUCUGAAAGUCUCAACCUGCACAACUUUUCAGUUUUUGUUUUAUUUUCGAAAAAUAAGGGCCGAAAGUCUCUAAAUAGCCUUUUUAUGGGUUUUGAGGGAUUUCUUUGACUUUGAGGUAUACAUGGGAUAGUCUCGAUGGGACCUGAAAACGAGGAAGUUGUGCACGUUGAGACUUUCAGGAUCUUCUUCUGGUACAUAAAAAAAAGUACUCUGACCAAUUUUUAGAAAGUUCCAUUUUAAAAGUUUCUCUGGUGAGUUGGAAAUCAAACUUUAUUUUCGAAAACUCGUGUAGAUAUUGAAAAUCGGCUGAAAAGACUCAAUACUAAACAUCUAGAGAGAAAGACAGUGAUCAGCAGUAUUCAGGUGAUCAACGACCUGGCUCUGUCCGACUCGGACGACGAAGAGCACCUCGACGAUAUGCGGAGGCCCAACGACGACGACAAUCUGCUAGACUCAUUCUGA